GGCGCCUCACCGCAUCCAAGGUGGCCCCGCGCGAGCAAGGGGGCACUGGGGACGCAAAAUCAGGGUACUGGGGAUUCAAACCAAGAUGUAUUAUUUUAAUAUUUUCGGGUCUUAUGCGCAAAAAAACAACCGAGGCACUUUAUCAUCUUCCCGAAGCGACACCCAACCAGGCACAGGGGAGGAGAUUUUCCUUAUCCUCCUGAUGCCGCUUCUAAUGCGUCUCUCCCCACCGGCGGCGGCGCCGUCGCCGCAGUACCGGCGAAGCCACGGAGGUUCUACCACGAGAUUAAACGCCGUACUCCCCGAGACCUCAGAGCGAAUGUUUCUUGUAGCUAGACAUGCCUCAUCGUCGACUGAUGCGGUGCGUCCUAGGAGCGACAACUUUGAUAUAGCUAAUGGACAUGGUCAUUUCCUUAUCAAGUCUACAUCUGAUCUUCAGGAAGCUGUAUCUUCUUGUUUCGGGAAAGCAUUGGUGACCAGCAGUGCUGUCAUGCUUGCGAUGCCACCCAGUUGCUUGGCAGAAGAAUGUGACCCGGGGUACUCUCUUCCUAACAUGCCGCUGCUGUUUGCGAUAGCCAUGGUUGGUGCUACUGUUGGAGGGCUCCUUGCGAGACAAAGGAAAGGGGAACUUAAAAAGCUUAAUGAUCAGCUACGUCAGAUAAAUGCUUCACUGAGAAGACAAGCCAAGAUCGAAUCUUAUGCUCCUGCUUUGAGCUAUGCACCGGCUGCUAGUAAGAUACCAGAAUCAGAAGUCAUUGUUGAUCCUCACAAACAGCGCCUGCUCGCAUAUCUGAGGACUGGGAAGAACUACCUGAGAAACCAAGCUCCAGACAAGGCAUUUUCCGAGUUUAAGGCAGCUCUUGAUCUUGCACAAUCUUUGGGUGAUCAUGUUGAAGAGAAGAAGGCGGCACGAGGAUUAGGUCCGUCAUUGUUUGGCAUGAAUUUCAUUUAUCAUUUGCUCGUACGCACAUUUGAAACUGAUUGUGCUUUGAUGCAUCUUUCGUUGCCUAGAGAGCUCAGCAGAAUUUGCGCCCUUCUGAACAUGCCAAUGGUAGUUUGAACAUGAUAAUGUAAAUACAAUUUCACCAUAACAAACUGAAUCGUAUAAACAGAGUAGCAGUACUAAUUGCAAGCAUUGUGGUGCCCAUUUUUAUACGAUUGAUACUACCAUUGAGAUGUUUGAGAAGUUCAUUA
Molecule: messenger RNA, 1194 nt
Organism: Triticum aestivum (bread wheat)
Lineage: Eukaryota; Viridiplantae; Streptophyta; Magnoliopsida; Poales; Poaceae
Exons: 4
Coding region: 86-1060 (324 amino acids)
Biological process (GO): chlorophyll biosynthetic process
Molecular function (GO): protein binding
Source: RefSeq, a predicted model, not a curated record